GGCAAGACUCGCCCCGCGACGCUGUGGCCUGCGCAGAAAGGAGCGGAAGAAGAUGGCGCUCACCAGCUUUUUACCUGCGCCUACUCAGCUCUCUCAGGACCAACUUGAAGCUGAAGAAAGGGCAAGAUCUCAGCGAUCACGGCAGACCUCUCUGGUCUCCUCUCGAAGGGAGCCUCCCCCAUACGGAUACAGGAAAGGCUGGAUUCCGAGACUGUUAGAGGAUUUUGGAGAUGGAGGUGCUUUCCCAGAAAUCCAUGUGGCCCAGUAUCCUCUGGAUAUGGGGCGAAAGAAAAAAAUGUCAAAUGCACUAGCCAUUCAGGUGGAUCCAGAAGGGAAAAUUAAAUAUGAUGCAAUUGCUCGACAGGGACAGUCCAAAGACAAGGUCAUUUACAGCAAAUACACUGACCUGGUUCCAAAGGAGGUUAUGAAUGCAGAUGACCCAGACCUGCAAAGGCCCGAUGAAGAGGCGAUUAAAGAGAUAACAGAAAAGACAAGAGUCGCCUUGGAAAAGUCUGUGUCACAGAAGGUUGCUGCAGCCAUGCCAGUUCGUGCAGCUGACAAGCUGGCUCCUGCUCAGUAUAUCCGCUAUACACCAUCUCAGCAAGGAGUAGCAUUCAAUUCUGGAGCUAAACAAAGGGUUAUUCGGAUGGUAGAAAUGCAGAAAGACCCAAUGGAGCCACCAAGAUUCAAGAUUAAUAAGAAAAUUCCCCGGGGACCUCCUUCUCCUCCUGCACCUGUAAUGCACUCUCCUAGUCGGAAGAUGACUGUGAAGGAACAGCAAGAGUGGAAGAUCCCUCCUUGUAUUUCCAACUGGAAGAACGCUAAGGGGUAUACGAUUCCAUUAGAUAAACGGCUGGCCGCUGAUGGAAGAGGACUUCAAACUGUCCACAUAAAUGAAAACUUUGCCAAACUAGCUGAAGCGCUAUACAUUGCUGAUCGAAAGGCUCGAGAAGCGGUGGAAAUGCGAGCCCAAGUAGAAAGAAAGAUGGCUCAAAAAGAAAAGGAGAAACAUGAAGAGAAACUUAGAGAAAUGGCCCAGAAAGCCAGAGAAAGGAGAGCUGGGAUCAAAACCCAUGUGGAAAAAGAGGAUGGAGAGGCCCGUGAAAGAGAUGAAAUCCGUCAUGACAGGCGCAAAGAGAGGCAACACGACCGGAACCUUUCCAGGGCAGCUCCCGAUAAGAGGUCAAAACUACAGAGAAAUGAAAAUCGAGAUAUCAGUGAAGUCAUUGCUCUUGGUGUGCCCAAUCCUCGAACUUCCAAUGAAGUUCAGUAUGACCAAAGGCUCUUCAACCAAUCCAAGGGUAUGGACAGUGGAUUUGCAGGCGGAGAAGAUGAAAUUUACAAUGUUUAUGAUCAGGCCUGGAGAGGUGGCAAAGAUAUGGCUCAGAGUAUCUACAAGCCCAGUAAAAAUCUGGACAAGGACAUGUAUGGUGAUGACCUCGAAACCAGGAUAAAGACCCAUAGAUUUGUUCCUGAUAAGGAGUUUUCUGGUUCAGACCGUAGACAGAGGGGCCGAGAAGGACCAGUUCAGUUUGAGGAAGAUCCUUUUGGUUUGGACAAGUUUUUGGAAGAAGCAAAACAGCAUGGUGGUUCUAAAAGACCCUCGGAUAGCAGUCGCCCCAAGGAACAUGAGCAUGAAGGCAAAAAGCGGAGGAAGGAAUAGAGGGGCCUCUUGAAACUAAAUCUGACAGAUACAACAGAGGAUUGCCUGGUCUGGACUCUGUGAAAGAAGAUGUCCCAGGGAGUAGGAAGGCUUUGUGGGUAGGGGUGGUGACAUCAUCUUGGAGAUGGGGCAGGAGGAAUGGGAUAAGGAAUCAUCUGAGAGAUGACUCUUAAGGGGAUAAAGAUUAAACUGUAAAAAUUUAAAAAAAAAAUUAAAAAAAAAAAUCUCGGUGAUAGAUCCUAGCGCUCCUUUUUAUUCCAGGAAAUUGAUUAUUCUAUUUCACAGUUGUUUUUGUUUUUUUAUAAAAUGGGUUGUUUGUGCUUCUUCAAUCUUGCAGCACUUAAAGAAGACACUCCCCCACACAGAAAUGAGAAUACUCGUUGGGGGGCAUAAAAUUUUCUGUAAGAACUUUAUGAAUAACAUCAUAAAACAUAAGUGGGAUAAUGUUUGCACACUGAAACUAUGCUAGCAGAUGCAUUUGCCCUGUUGUGCUCUUCUACUACACCAUGGGGAAACUGAAACCAAGGUCUUGCUUAGUGCAGCUUGUUUCAAAUAAAAACAUUUCGAAAAAG
Messenger RNA from Grammomys surdaster, 2235 nucleotides. It is a transcript of the gene Snw1, whose product is annotated as SNW domain containing 1. Lineage: Eukaryota; Metazoa; Chordata; Mammalia; Rodentia; Muridae. Gene Ontology annotation, biological process: mRNA splicing, via spliceosome. Gene Ontology annotation, cellular component: spliceosomal complex. The record is from RefSeq and is a predicted model, not a curated record. The transcript has 14 exons. The coding region runs from base 53 to 1663 and encodes 536 amino acids.